CUUUCAACCUGACGGCGCGAGAACUGUACUUUGCAGUGGAGGAAAAGUAUAGAGACAGUAUCACCUGAGUUUGCAUCACUUUUUGCCGUAGACAAUGCAGUUCACAAGCCGACAAAAGUUGCGACUCAACACAAAACUGACAGGAGACCGGAAAAGUACCCUGUAUCCUUACAGUCUACAAUUUUACCAACAGCCACCCACUGAAAAUAUUUCCCUCACAGAGUUUGAAACUUUCGCUAUUGAGCGAUUAAAACUUCUUAAAACUUUGGAGAACCUUGGUGUAAGUUACGUGAAGGGCUCUGAGGAUUAUAAUAAAAAGCUGGAGCAGGAAAUGCGAAAACUCAAAUUUCCCUACAGAGCUCUGCAGGAAGACAUCAACGAUGACGUGUAUGAUCAAAGGAGGAAAGACCAUAUUUCUCAUUUUAUACUGCGCCUUGCCUACUGCCAGUCAGAGGACCUGAGACGCUGGUUUAUACAGCAGGAAAUGGACUUGUUUAAAUUCCGAUUCAGUCAAUUAUCUAAAGAGAAGGUCCAGGAGUUUCUAAAAUUUAACGACUUGGAAUAUGUUGCUAUAAGUGAGGAGGAGAAGAAAAUUCAUGAAACGGAUCUCAUUAAUUCAUCAUUUGGUUUUAGUUCAUCAAAAAUCGAAGGUGUUGAAUUUUACAAGGUUCCUUUCCAAGCUGCUCUUGAUUUAGUACGCUUAAGAAAAGUUUUCCUCUGGAGAGGGUUUGCAUUCAUUCCUAAUAAAGAUAUGGUCACAAUUGUCUUGAAUGAGUUCAGAACAAAGUUGUCCAAAGCUUUGGCACUAUCAGCCCGCUCCCUCCCUGUUGUGCAGUCCGAUGAAAGGCUACAGCCUUUGCUGAACCACCUCAGUCAUUCAUAUGUUGGGCAAGAUUUUAGUACACAGAAAAACACUGGAAAAAUUUCACUUGAACAAAUUGAUUCUCUUGCUUCAAAGUCCUUCCCUCUCUGCAUGCGGCAACUUCACAAGUCUUUAAGAGAUAAUCACCAUCUGCGUCAUGGAGGUCGCAUGCAGUAUGGCUUGUUCCUCAAAGGGAUUGGUCUAAGUUUAGAACAGGCCCUCCAGUUUUGGAAGCUGGAAUUUAUAAAGGGCAAAGUGGAUGCAGAAAAGUUUGAUAAGGUAUAUGCCUACAGUAUUCGGCACAACUAUGGAAAAGAAGGGAAGAGGACAGACUAUACACCGUACAGUUGCAUGAAGAUUAUUCUUACCAAUCCUCCAAGCCAAGGGGACUUUCAUGGCUGUCCAUUUCGGCACAGUGAUCCAGAGUUGCUGAAGCAAAAGCUACAGUUAUUCAAAAUCCCUUCCACAGGAGUAAACCAGAUUUUGGAUUUGGUAAAGGGCAUGCAUUACCAGCUGGCUUGUCAGAAGUACUUUGAGCUAACACACAAUGUUGAUGAUUGUGGCUUCUCAUUGAACCAUCCAAAUCAGUUCUUUGCUGAAAGCCAGAAACUGCUCACUGGUACCCGGGAUAUCAAAAAGGAAACAAACCCUGUAGAAAAUUCUCAAGCAAGUACUGCAAGUCAAGUAAUUUCAAGUUCAUCAUCCACAGCAGUGGCUGCUAAAACACCAUCACAAUCAGAAGAAAUGGAAGAUCUAGAACAGAUUUUCAGUGAAUACUAAUGUCAUUUUAAGUUCUGCUUAGUAUAUUAUUCUAGUGAAUAUAAAUGCUAAAAAUGUACCUUGAUUAUCUAACCCUUUAUAUAUGUCUGCAUUCUAAAGGUUGUUAAAGAUCAUUCAUGAAAUAAAUAUUUUUUUUGUUAUUUUUCUGAA
Molecule: messenger RNA, 1792 nt
Organism: Bombina bombina (fire-bellied toad)
Lineage: Eukaryota; Metazoa; Chordata; Amphibia; Anura; Bombinatoridae
Gene: PRIM2
Product: DNA primase subunit 2
Exons: 14
Coding region: 95-1642 (515 amino acids)
Biological process (GO): DNA replication, synthesis of primer
Cellular component (GO): alpha DNA polymerase:primase complex
Source: RefSeq, a predicted model, not a curated record